AUGUCUAACCGUUAUAAUAAUAAUAAUAAGUCAAAAACUAAAUGGAUAACUAAGGCUCAUAUGUUUGAUGUGAACAUUGAAUACUUGGAUUACAACUACAAGAAUAGUGUGCUUUUGUUGGUAGGUCUCAGCUAUGUCGACAACGAUUCAAUGAAUUCGAUAGGAACGGCAGUCAUAGUGGACGCCGUCAGUAAAAUUGCCGUCACUAAUGCUCAUGUAGUGGCCGGCUAUGACUACAUGUUUGCCCGAACACUGUUCCCGGCGCCAACCAUACGAUUACGGGAACAGUCGGCCAUAGAAGUGACAAAGAAAUUGGUGGCUCGAGUAUUGUAUGUUGAAUAUCAUUUGGAUCUGGCAAUCAUACAACUAGAAGAAAUGCAAGAUAUUAGUAACGAUCUUCCCGUUAUGCUUUUAUCGGAUCGUUCGCAUGAACUGGGCGAACAGGUAGCCAUUUUGGGUCACGGUAAUGGCCAGUUGUGGACAGUCUGUGUCGGCUAUAUUACUACAGGCACACCAUUUGAUACCAUAUCGGAGACACAGUUUAAACCGUUUAGUUGUACAUCAGACGAAUCUGAAUCGUUUUGUUUGCAUCACUCAAAUACAAGUCCCGGUACGUCCGGUGCACCUAUGGUUGACGCCAAUUAUGCGAUCAUUGGUAUCAAUUUUGGUGCAUUGCUUGCAUUAGUCAACCAACCAAAAACCGGUACCCGUGGUAAAUCUGUAAACGAGUUUAUUGAAAGAGCCGUUAAUUAUGUCCACUCAAACAAACGUGAAAUGGAAAAAUUCAAUCGAUAUAAACCUUAUUUACCAAAAUGUUAUCAACAAUUGGGUAUUGCUUUGUCCAACAAUACUGAUAUUAACACCGAUUUUAUGGUCGUCGAUGUUAUUGACAAACGCAUGACUGAACUUCAGAUCAAUGAUAUGAUAGUUAAAAUCAAUGGCCAACCGUUUACCGAUAUCAGCCAAAUGAUUGAUGCCAUUGAAAAUAGUUUCCGUAAAGUAAUUGUUUUGACUAUCAAUCGUAACAAUAAUGUAAUGCCAGUGAAUGUCAUUGGUUUUAAUUACGAUUGUAUACCACUUGUAUUUUAA
Molecule: messenger RNA, 1089 nt
Organism: Oppia nitens
Lineage: Eukaryota; Metazoa; Arthropoda; Arachnida; Sarcoptiformes; Oppiidae
Product: serine protease HTR4-like
Exons: 3
Coding region: 1-1089 (362 amino acids)
Molecular function (GO): protein binding
Source: RefSeq, a predicted model, not a curated record